CACACCACACCGUGCGGUUUGCUCACGACACGCGUUUAUGGCAGGCUCUACGGAAUCACUAGUGUUCAAGCCUUUGUGUUCUGGAGAAGAUCUGAAAAGGAUAGCACAAAGUUGAAACUGUCGGUCAAUUAUUCAUCCUGCGUGCGGUUUAGGAUUUUAGACACUCUGCACGCCUGCCUGAUCAGCCUAGCGCUAUAUUGGUACUGCGUCGUCAAUUUCACCAAUUUGGAAGCUAUACAACAACCAAUCUGGUACGUAGGGUACAUGUUCCCGUUAGGUGGAUCGAGACUGAUGAUUUCUGUGACAGGCCCAUACCGGCGAGUCGCUGUGUGA
Messenger RNA from Trametes versicolor FP-101664 SS1, 333 nucleotides. RefSeq lists its product as uncharacterized. The transcript is spliced from 2 exons. The annotation marks the transcript as partial. The record is from RefSeq and is a predicted model, not a curated record. Lineage: Eukaryota; Fungi; Basidiomycota; Agaricomycetes; Polyporales; Polyporaceae.